CACAUUCCAUCUCUAGUUCUCUACCCCUGUAGGUGUAGCUUGACCACUGAGAGAGUAGUAGAUAAGAACGUAAGUGAGAGACAACAGAUAGGUGUGGCACACACAAUGGCUUCGAUGCCAGUACUAACAUCAUCUCAAUGGCUUACUACUCAAUCCAUAAGAACCCAAAUCCCUUCAGCUUCUCUCAAUCUUUUGACAGGUUCAAGAAGAAGAAUUUCCAUCUCUUCCAAUGCAGCGAUCAAUCCCAAAGCUUGCUCUUCCCUGCUUCACUGCUCCUUUCUCUCUUCUUCCUCAUCUUCUCUCUCUUUACAUUCUUCAUUUUCAGGGUUAUCAUUGGGGAUGGAUUUUAGUUCAAAUAAUGGGGUUAGGAAUGAGAAAAGGCGAGGCCUGGUGGUUAGGGCUGGGAAGGCUGCACUUUGUCAAACAAAGAGGAAUAGGUCCCGGAAAUCUUUGGCUCGAACUCAUGGGUUCCGUCGAAGAAUGAGAACCACUAGUGGAAGAGCUGUAUUGAAACGUCGCCGUGCUAAGGGUCGGAAGGUCCUUUGCACCAAAUCUAAUCCAAACAGUGGGAAGCGCUAAACUAUUUCUUUUGUUUCAGUUUGCAGAAUUCUGUUAAUCUGAUCCUUUCUUCUAUGAUGUCUAAAGGAUAAUUUAGGCAAAACUUAAUCAAUCCAGCUUUUGUUGGUUCAAUUCGGCAUUAUUUGUUUAAGUGUUCUUGUAUUUGAUGAACCUCUUUGCAAAGUUAUAUGCUUUGGGCUGUUUUUCUUGCA
Messenger RNA from Gossypium raimondii (Peruvian cotton), 770 nucleotides. RefSeq names its product 50S ribosomal protein L34, chloroplastic. Bases 106 to 579 code for a protein of 157 amino acids. The record is from RefSeq and is a predicted model, not a curated record. Gene Ontology annotation, cellular component: mitochondrial large ribosomal subunit; ribosome. NCBI's taxonomy places the organism in Eukaryota, Viridiplantae, Streptophyta, Magnoliopsida, Malvales, Malvaceae. The transcript is spliced from 2 exons. Gene Ontology annotation, biological process: translation. Gene Ontology annotation, molecular function: structural constituent of ribosome.